This is a messenger RNA of Populus euphratica (Euphrates poplar), 903 nucleotides long. RefSeq names its product cytochrome P450 CYP736A12-like. The record is from RefSeq and is a predicted model, not a curated record. The transcript has 3 exons. Lineage: Eukaryota; Viridiplantae; Streptophyta; Magnoliopsida; Malpighiales; Salicaceae. Gene Ontology annotation, molecular function: heme binding; iron ion binding; monooxygenase activity. The coding region runs from base 1 to 903 and encodes 300 amino acids.
AUGGCUUGGAUAUUAACCACUCUAGCUUUGAUUCCGCUCGCUUUCUUCCUCCGAGCUUGGCUGUCGAAAAGAAAGAUCAAGGAUAGCAAGUUACCCCCUGGUCCAAUAGGUUUUCCUAUAUUUGGUAGCUUACAUUUGCUAGGGAAGUUCCCUCACCAUGACUUGCAUCAACUAGCAAAGAAGUACGGCCCUAUCAUGUAUAUGCGAUUAAGCUUAGUGCCUACUGUAGUUGUCUCAUCGCCUCGGGCUGCCGAAUUGAUUCUUAAGACCCAUGACCUCGUGUUUGCUAGCAGGCCACCAAAUGAGGCUGCGAAGCAUAUCACUUACGAGCAGAAGGGCUUAACAUUUGCUCCAUAUGGUUCUUAUUGGCGCAACGUGCGCAAGAUGUGUACCCUUGAGUUGCUUAGCAACCAUAAAAUAAAUUCCUUCAUGUCCACGAGGAAAGAAGAGCUUGACCUCUUGAUUGACUACAUUAAAGAUGCUUCUCGUGAGCGUGUUGCUGUUGAUAUUGGUUCCAAGAUCUCAUCUCUAAGCGCUGACAUCAGUUGUAGGAUGGUUUUUGGAAAGAAAUACUUGGAAAAAGAAUUUGAUGAGAUGGGGUUCAAACCAGUGACUCAUGAACUCAUGCGUUUAGCAGCAAGUUUUAACAUGGGAGAUUACAUCCCUCCAAUUGCACCACUUGACCUUCAGGGUCUUACAAAGCGCAUGAAGGCCAUAGGCAAGCUUUUUGAUGACUUCUUUGAGAAGAUUAUUGAUGAGCACAUUCAGUUCAAGGACGAAAACAGAACCAAAGAUUUUGUUGAUGUCAUGUUAGACGUCUUGGGUUCUGAAGAAACUGAGUAUCGUAUUGGUCGAGACAACAUCAAAGCCAUAAUCUUGGACAUGCUUGUUGCCAACCUGUGA